Molecule: messenger RNA, 947 nt
Organism: Esox lucius (northern pike)
Lineage: Eukaryota; Metazoa; Chordata; Actinopteri; Esociformes; Esocidae
Product: golgin subfamily A member 6-like protein 7
Exons: 3
Source: RefSeq, a predicted model, not a curated record
CUCUGUUCUUACUCCUUUAAGAGUGUCGAUCGAUGGAAUUGCCAUCACAAAGCACAAGUGUGGUAAAGGAAACUUGUUCUAAGAUGUCAGAAGGAAUCUACGAAUUUGAAGGGAAUGUAACUAGCACAAAUAUUGAUUGCCCAUUAUAUGGCAAUGAAGGAGCUGACAAGACCAAACCAGGUGGAGACGUCAUUCAACAUUCAGAUUCAGCAUAUUCAAAGUGGUGGAAAAAACCUUCUGGAGUUGCUGCAGUGUGUCUGGGACUGCUGUGUGUUCUGCUUCUGGCUGAGAUCAUAGGACUGUCUGUCUACUAUGGCGUAAUUGGCUGUCAAUACUUCAUAAAAAGAGACAAACUACAGACCAGUAACAAGAACCUGACUGAAGAGAGAGACCAGCUACAGACUAGUUACAACUACCUGACAAAAGAGAGCGACCAGCUACAGACUAGAUACAAAACCCUGAGUGAAGAGAAAGACCAGCUACAGACUAGAUACAACAACCUGAUUGAAGAAGGAGACCAGCAACAGACAAGUUACAACAACCUGACAAAAGAGAGAGAACAGCUACAGACUAGAUACAAAAUCCUGAUUGAAGAGAGAGACCAGCAACAGACAAGUUACAACAACCUGACAAAAGAGAGAGACCAGCUACAUUCUAGUUACAACAACCUGACAAAAGAGAGAGACCAGCUACAGACUAGAUGCAAAACCCUGAGUGAAGAGAGAGACCAGCUACAGACUAGAUACAACAACCUGAUUGAAGAAGGAGACCAGCAACAGACAAGUUACAACAACCUGACAAAAGAGAGAGAACAGCUACAGACUAGAUACAAAAUCCUGAUUGAAGAGAGAGACCAGCAACAGACUAGUUACAACAACCUGACAAAAGAGAGAGACCAGCUACAUUCUAGUUACAACAACCUGACAAAAGAGAGAGACCAGCUACAG